Messenger RNA from Spirometra erinaceieuropaei, 7208 nucleotides. Lineage: Eukaryota; Metazoa; Platyhelminthes; Cestoda; Diphyllobothriidea; Diphyllobothriidae. The record is from the annotation of a GenBank genome assembly.
AUGGUUCCCCGGCGUGGUGCCGCCCUUUGUACUUCGCGACGAUGUGAGCUGCGCCACCUGGCUGCGUGGGCGGAGUACGUGAUAACAUGCAGACAAAUCAAUGUGUCUAUUGAUGGAGUUGGUGUCCGACACCCCCGCUUCCAACAGUCAUCGCCCCGUCUUGUUGCCGGCUCGCGCCAAUAUCCGCGUGCUGGCGAAGUCGAACUCAUAGCUUUCCUCCAGCGUGUGAGUGGCGACUUGCGAUAAUGGGUCAUCUCUCCGAACGGCCCGUUUGUGCUCAAGUAUUAUUGAGGUGAGACGCCGGCCUGUUUGGCCUGUAUAGUGGCAAGGACAGUUAUGGCACGGCAUUUGAUAGACUACGCCCGACUGCUCCCCUGCGUCCAGCUGAUCCUUCAUUUUCUUGAUCCUGCUACGCAUGGUAGUCGCCGGAUGAUGAGCGAUGCCCACGUCUAACUCUGACGCAAUGCGUUCUGUAGCCUCCGACACAUUCUUUAUAUACGGUAGGGAGUGCCAAAUUGUUGGUGUCUCUUCCGUUUGUCCGUCGUGGAUGCAUGCGUAUGCAGCGGCUGAUGAAACUAUUUGGAUAGCGGUUCUUUGUUGAUUAGUCCCUGAGAUGCCGCAGUUAUUUCAUCCUUCCUUCGGGCUCGCUACAGUGCGUUUUCACCCGGUCGAAAAGCGCCCUCACACAGUCCCGCUUGUGCACCAAUGGGUGGUUACUAUGAUAGUUGAGGACCUGGGUUGUAUUGGUCGCCUUUCUGUACACUGUAGUACUGAGUUUGCCAUCAGGUGUGCGCGUGACGAGCACGUCAAGGAAGGGUUGUUUCUCGUCCCCCUCGUCUUCUCUUGUAAACUGAAUGUCGGAGAAGACGCUGUUAAGCAGGUCUUGAAAACCUGAUAGCCUGUCCUUUUUGAAUAAUGGCGAAUGUAUCGUUCACGUAUCGGCGCCAAAACGUAAGUUUGUAGUGGGCGGUAUCUGUUUUGCUGAUGCGGUCAUUGGUGCGCGCACCAUUACGACCAGUGUCAGUGGUACAAGUCCUUUUUCGGAGUUCUCAUAGGGUCCCUUCAUAAGGCGACCCACAUGUCCGUCAGGGGUUGAUGCACAUAAACAAAUAAACGACGCCUGCGUGAUUUAUGGUGUGCCGUUCAAGGCUGUAUUUCGACCAUUUUCUCUGUCACCACCCCUGCAAUCAAGAUUUUUACACCUUCGCCGUCUGUAACACAUCACCCAAUUUCAAGUUGUAACCGGACUCUUAACUAAAAUUUCGCUACUCUCUGCAAGUGGAUAGAGUUGACUCCCUAGUCGCUUAUAAAUCCUUUCUUCGGGUGCGAAUAAGUGAGGUGGCUUCAGCCGCAAGAGGGCGUAAUUUUACGAACUAUGGGAAGGGUAAAAUUCUUCGCUAGAUUCUGUGCAGUUUGUUACAGGGGUUAAACGAAAACUGAGGGACUUCGUCGCAAAUGUUCAUACAUCAAAUUUCGGUCUGUGCCUAUAGACCUUAGUUUAUACUGAUCAACUCCAAGUUCGCAGUUAAUUUCUGAGAAAAUUAAAAAACAACAAAAGUUAUUGUUUGGGCUGGAAAAUUGCCCCUCCCCUGCAGUCUCUAAUGGAUAUCAAUUGCCAGUGAAGAGACGAGAUCACUUGCGUCCGACAAUAAUGCAUGUCCUUAUUAUGAAGAGGACCUUUGCCUGAGACAGAAUUCGCAUUGUCGAACUGUGACUACUUGUUAAAGCCAAGAUUUGAGCACGUAAAAUACUCCAGUAAAUGAUGCAUAAACGGACAUUUAUUUGGGUGUGUUAUGCAAUAAUCUCCGGAGGAAUUGGAAAAGACAGCAGCCAAUCCUAGGAGGCCAAUAGUGUGCAGCAAACGCCCGCUUACACAAAGCCCGGUCGGUCAUUGGUCUUCUGACAUGUUUGGAAAGUUAAAUAUUUACCAUAUUUUUUGUAAACCUGACGACGAUCUGGGAAACCAGUAUCGUAAAUUCGUGAAAUUGGGAUUGAUGAUUUCCCAAUAAAUUUCGCGACGGCUUAUCAACUGCAGCCUGUCGUUGCAUAACACAGAUAACAAGUUAGAACGAUACAGAAGUCUGAACUUCCACGGAGAAAAUCAACGUAAAACAGCAAGGCCAUCGUAUACUGCAUGUAUACUGCAUCAAUAAAUGGUAACUUGGAAAGCAACAUAGGACAGAAAAUGGCGAAGUUAACACUCCGAGGGAUUUCGUAAAUCGAAAGGACUCAGAUCUACCAGGGCAAGCUGAAGUUGACAGUGCGGUUUAACUGUUUACAUGGGUCGGGUUUCUCCCGCCGUAUGUAGGCUGCCUCCAGGUAGCGCAGUAACCGAGUUGUUCGUGCUCGAACUAAUACUCGAAAAGAUGUUUUGGGGGUCAACCGACUGACCGCUAUCAAGGAGGUGUUUUGUAAUAAAAGACCGUGGAAUCUUAUUUUCCUGCUUUGAGGCCAUUUAGGCAGGUGUUCAAGUGACCUGCCUGCCAGUUGCCUUUGCGUUCGCCCAGUGUACUUGCAUCCACAAGUGCAUGUAAAUUGGUAAACACAAUUUGACGUGGCGUGCAAUGACAAGGCAUCCUUCGCCCGUGGAACUUCGAUAGCCUUAGUAGGACUGCAGAAGAUGAGUUCAGCUGAGUUGUAAGUUCUUUCAAUAGCGCAUCUCAAUCGCCGCUUGAUAGUAUUAGAGAUGUUUUCGCCCUUAAAGGGUAAGGAUAUUAUACCGAGCUUUUUCGGGACUGAUUGCUCCUUCACUUUUGGCCGUAAAGUGUUGCUGUACUCCAUAAUGGACAACAUAGUCGACACUGGACAUAUGUCGGCAGCCGGAACAAUGCAAACGAUUUUUAGACAGAAUGCUAUUACCGACAGGGACAAGGGAGACUGGAAUGGCCAUUUGCGGUUUAUUAGCUGUCGUCGGCCAGUCAUACCCAACCCCGAGGUGUAGAAUACCUGGGGCUCGAACUUGCGACCCGUUAGUUAGAAGUCCAACGCCUUUAACCAGUGAGCUACGGACUCGUUGUCCUGUCGGUUGCGAUCAGGAAUAUACAAUGCUAGAGGGGCGCUCACCGAUGCCGAAUAAAAGUCUAAAUGGGUUCGGGGGGUGCAAAAGGAUUAGCCUUUUUGACUAAGCGCGACAUCGCGGCCUCCCCUAGCUGUGGAGGUGAAUCUGGUACUUGCGUAAGGGGCGCAAAUCCAACGCGAGAGACAGCGUCGUAUUCGCUUCACAUCACGGUCGUAUCGUGGACGAAAGUUAAAAUCUCGAGGAAGUGCCUCGACAUAUAGAGGUAGGCCAUUGCCAGUCUGUUCGACCCGGGGAGAGCCUAUGAAGUGGAACCGAAUCAGCCACCUCGAGGUAGUAAACUGGAUCCAAACAUUCGGCUGUGGCUGUUUAGCUACCUUUCAGAUUAAAGUGGCCAAUAGGCCGGGAAUCCACAUCCUGGCCUAUCUGCCUUUCCUAAAAGAUGUACUUUUUCAAUGAAAUCGCCAUCGGUUACUGCAAACCAGGCUGUGGACGCGUAGUUGUAAGCCGCAGAAACAUAAUCCACCCAAGCUGACUCAGUAAAUGUACUAUCUGCUUCUGGUUCUCAGUUCUGCAGAGGCAUGGAACCGCGAAACCACGGCGCAUGUCAAACAGGACAAAUAACGGGUUAAUCAGGCACCUUUUUGAUUAUUUCGUGCUCAUUUGCUGUUCGAAUACUGCGCCUGACUGAGUCCUAUAAAGUAAAAUCGGCCCUGCAGUGACACACAAUAAUACAUGCAGAGUGGAAUUACUAACUAAGACGGGAGACGGGAAUGGCUGUUUCUGGCUUGCUUGCCGUCGCCAGACAGCCAUACACAACCCCGAGGUGUGCAACCCAUGGGGCUUGAACUCGCGUCCUGUCAGUUAGAAGUCCAACGCCUCUAAUCACUAAGCCACGGACUCUCUGUCCUGUCGGUUUCGAUCGAGAAUAUACAUUGAUGGAGUCGGACGCUCACCGAUGCCGAAUAAAGGUCUAAAUGGGUUUGGGGGUGCAAAAGGAUUAGAUGCUUUUACAGGAGAUCACUCUGAAAUGAGGGACAUCUUCACAGUCAUCAGGAAUGACUGCCACCUCCGAAGCAAGGAAGAGGCGCCACUAACCAGUCCAGAGGACACAACCCUGCUGUCACUGAAAGCCCAGAUCCCGGAACGUUGUUUCGCGCACCUCAGCGUUUAUGUGCCAGCCGGCAUCAAAAAAGGUCGACGAACCCACUGUAUUCUCCGUACUAGUGAGCAGCUUGAAAUUUGAGUAAUUACAGGUAAAAAGUUUCUCGCCUUGUCGCAUGCCCACUUUGAUUGUUCUGCUAGUGACGUAAGUUAUGUCGUUCCCGCGAACUAACGAACUACGGCUUACUAACCUCAUAAAUGGAGAGAGGUAAGGAAGGCCAGUAAGUGGAUAAAGUUAAUAUUUAAAAUGUGCAACGACCUGACCAGAGAGCAUGCAAGCGGCGCGAAGCUUACAAGCGGCGGAGUCUUCGUCACGUUAAAACAAAUGCUACACUAGAUCGCAGUUGGUCCGGGCCCUGCACAGUGUGCUAGGCUUUCACGAAGGGGGACGACCCAAAUCUCGCGUGCGCGUGAAUGAGCCAUGGGGAUCACGUUAAGAAGGAGCCAUUGAGCUUAACUCAGUCCUCCUGUAGUGGCCCAACUCCGACCGCCUGUUGGAACGCUGAGCUUCACGCAACUACUUGUACCUGCGCACCAAUUUCAUAAAAGAAGAAGAAAAGUCGAGCACCGGAACGCUUUGUUUAUUGUCCUGAGUUUUCAUACUCGUACAGGAGCCCAUCGUCAGAGAUAGUAGCAGCAAUAGAACAGCCGACAAUUAUGAGGCAUGUAGGCCAAUCAUCGACGGACUGCGCGAGACUGGAGGUGAGUACGCAGGGCACUGUACGUCGGCGCCAGACCGAUAAAUCGAUUGACCGAGUUCUUCUCCGCGACCCAGGCUUCAAUCAAUUCUCGGCCUGUUUUGUUUCCGGCCCGGGAGACUAUUUUGUUGGCUGUGAAAUUAAACUCGUGCCACAUUUCGUAGGUGUGGGCGGCCACUUGUGCUAAUGCGUCGCCUCGUCGCACAGCCAGCUUAUGUUCGUGUAUGCGCGAUCCGACCAUGCGCCCAGUCUGCCCUGUGUAGUUACAAGGACAAUGUUGACACGGAAUGCGAUAUACUACUCCAGAUUGCUCUUCAGGCUUUAGCCGGUCUUUGAUUUUCACGACCCUAUUGCGCAUGGUGGCUUUGGGGCGGUGCGCAAUUCCAAUACUGAGCUCUGCAGUAAUGCGCUCGGCCGCCUCUGAAACACCCUUGAUGUAUGGCAGAGAAUGCCAUAUUGUCGGUGGUGUUGAUGUCCGAGUCCUCUGGUGGCGAUCGCGUAGGCAACGACUUAUGAAUGCCCUCGGAUAGCCAUUUUGCACAAAUUGGUCGCGGAGAUAAUGGACCUCACGUUUUCUGUCUUCCGGUUUGCUGCAAUGAGUUUGAGUCCGUUUGAAGAGCGUCUUCACACAACUUGGUGGAAGGUGCUUUUCAAAUGUAACCGAACAAAAAGAUCUUGGGAUUAACAUUCUGUCCACCCUUAAGCCUUCAUCUCAGUGUGUUAGGGCGUCCAAAAGAGCAACUAGUGUUCUCUUUGCCAUUAAACGAUCUUUCGUGGACAUAGACAAAGAGUUAUUUGGAAAAGUAUACGGAGCGUUCAUUCGCUCGCAUCUGGAAUAUGGAAUCCAAGCGUGGCGCCCGUUGCUAAAAAAGACAAUAAGUUGCUAGAAAGAGUUCAGAGGAGAGCAACAGAAAUUGUAAAAGGCCUGAGGACUUUACCUUACAACUGCCGACCUAGGGAACUUAAACUUUUUCCUCUUGAGUACAGGCAGGUUCGAGGAGAUCUCAUACAGGCCUACCGGAUAUUGAGGAACGGGGAAUGUGCCCUAAACCCCAACGAUUUAUUCACCCUGGCCACAACAACAAACCUGCGUGGGAACUCUCUAAAACUGAGAGGAUCCCGAUGCCGCCUGGACGUUCGCAAAUACUGUUUUUCACAGCGAGUCGUCGGUGCCUGGAACGGGCUUCCCGAGGACGUAAUAAUGGCGGAUACCACGGAGACGUUCAAGCAAAGACUCGAUGCAUAUUUGCUUGGACACUAUCGCUUGUCUGGACAGAACAGCUCUGUGGUGCUAAACCAACGCCUUGCAUACUCAUACCGCUAAUGCGGAUGACUGUCAUUACAUUUUACUGAAAUCAUCUACAACAGAAUGUUCUCAAGUUUGGUUCUACAUUUUCAUGGAAAAUAUUCUGUUAAAUGUGUAUGUUAUUGACAACAUUUCAGUACCAUGUUUAUUUAAAGUGAUAUAUUGCCUGUACCUUUUACAAUAGGGUUUUCAAAGGCAUUGCCUAUUACUCUUAAAAUAUACUGACCUAUACUGACCUAUAGCUUUGUUUGUGAGUCACCGGAUGGUUGCUGUAAAAACUGAGAAUUUGUGUGGCGUUCGUUGCCUUCCUAUAAACCGUUUUUUCCAGUUCACUGCUAAGGUUUCGUCUCACAAGCACAUCCAGGAAGGGCAACUGCUGUUCCUGUUCUUCUUCCCUCCUGACUUUUAUAUCGGAGAAGACUGCAUUGAGCAGGCUAUGGAAAUGUUACAGCAUGUCCUUUUUUACGAUGACGAACGUGUCGUCUACGUAAAGGCGCCAAAACACCGGUUCAUGUUGGAUGAAUGCAAUCUUUCCUAACUCCUGUAGGACCAGUUCUGCCACCAAAUCGGAGACCGGUGAGCCCAUGGAGGUUCCCUUGAUUUAUUUAUAGGUCUCUCCUGCAAAAGUGAAGAGAGUUUGUUGGCAGAAUUCAAACAGCCUCAUGAGGUGUUCAAUUUUGAGUACAUUCUGAAUCUCAUCGUAGGCCUCUUCAAGUCUCCCGCGCAAGACUUCGCGGGCCAAGUUUGGUGGGAUGGAUGUGAAUAACGACGUCACAUCGAAGGAGACCAUGAUUUCGUCCGAUGCUCGACUCUUCCUCCCCUGGAACUCGGAAUUUCGCCUUCAUUUGCACCAAUUUCAUUCUGGUUCCCUGCCAAGGUCGGCAGUCUGAACUGGCCAGUCGUCUUCGAGGCUGACUCAUAUGUGACCUCGCUGGAGGGGCUUGACGACUGCUCCACUUUCUCGCAGUUGCGGCGUCGGGCGUGUCCUCACUCGACUGCCAAUUCCUACCAAUCUGUUCUUUAA